AUGCAGAACGCGAAGGGGAAAAACCACGUCAGUGGUGGUGUGAAGCUUACCAAGCAGGACGAUAUACUGUUGGAUGAGCGCAUUAAUGCCAAUACACUGGUGUACUCAAAAAAGUCCUUAGUGGCGGUCGCCCUCAUAGCGGCGUUCCAGCCCGUGUACUUGUCGCACGCAGUGAACGGGCUGGACUGGUUUUCGCCCGCCAACACUUUCCUCUACAUUGCCGUGAUGAUCUUCACUGUGUGCAUGCUGACGCAGGCGUACAUUACGAUGGUGGAGAGUGAGUUCUGGCGCCGCCAGCGUCACUACCACGAGGUGCGGGAGUGCGACGAGAAGCUGCUGCACAAACUGCGGCUGCAGGUGGCGGUGGGGUACACGCUUUUUUUCAUCAACAGCGUCUUCUCUGUCUUUUGCACGGGAUUACACAUGUAUAUCUUCCGUCACUCGGACCCACGCGCCAGCUUCAUAUUGUCGCCAACGCUGACCGCGGCGCUGCUGUGGCUGGUCGCGCAGAAGAACGAGGAGAGCCGCCGCCGUCUCAUGGCACAACACAAGUGA
Messenger RNA from Trypanosoma cruzi, 555 nucleotides. RefSeq lists its product as uncharacterized. Gene Ontology annotation, cellular component: endoplasmic reticulum. The transcript has a single exon. The record is from RefSeq and is a predicted model, not a curated record. Bases 1 to 555 code for a protein of 184 amino acids. Lineage: Eukaryota; Euglenozoa; Kinetoplastea; Trypanosomatida; Trypanosomatidae.